UUACCUCACCAAUCCAUCUCUUGUCUCGCGUGUGUUUGGUUUGGUGAAGAGGGCAGCAUAAUCGUGUUGAAACUUGAAGGUCAAUUUGCGUCUUCGACAACCAUGUCCAUGUCCUCCAUCACCGAUCCCUUCAUGGAAGAAUCUGACUUCUCAGAAAUUAUGAACUUCAUGAGCCAAACCUUGAUGGAAGAGAACGUUGAAGAGAUGCCGUUUUUUGACCCUCUUAGCUUGCAAGUCACCGAGAAAUUAUUCUAUGAUGCUCUCACUGAUAACUUACCUCAUUCCCCCAAUCAACACCCCCUCGAUAUUCUUAGUCCCGACGGUGGAGCCACCACCACCAGCAGCAGCAGCAGCAGCGGCGGCGGCGCUAGCAACUCUUUAGAUGACAAUUCUCGUGAGUUGAAGCCCCCUUCUCCUGAUACCCCUCUUUCUGUUUCUUGUGAUAAUGAUUCUCAUUAUAAUUCCCCUGCCAUUUCUCAACAUCCUUCUAAUAGUGUUGCUGUUAGUGAUGGACUGUUAGAUUUGGAUUCUUCUAUUACCAAAAUGUUGUCACAAAAUGUUUUCAGUGAGGCAGAUUCUGUCUCCCUGUUUAGGAGAGGGUUAGAGGAAGCUAGCAAGUUUCUUCCUCCAUCACCUCAGCUUGUAACUGGUCUUGAUUCACUUGGAGAAUCAUUUGGGGAGAAUUCCGUUGGGUUGAAGGGUAGAAAGAAUCAUGAGCGUGAAGGAAGUGAUAGCAAAGAAGAAGGGAGAAGUAAUAAGCAAUCAGCAGUUGGUGUUGUUGAUGAGAGUGAGUUAUCAGAAAUGUUUGAUAAAGUGUUGCUUAAUGUAGAGAAUGUGUCCCUGUGUAAGGAAUUGAAAGCUGAACAGGCAGGUGAAAAGUUUGAUGGAGAGAUUGCUCAUCCUAUGAAACAAGGAAGGAAGAAGGAAACAGUGGAUUUGAGGUCUCUUCUGCUUCUGUGUGCACAAGCUAUGUAUGUCAAUGACAAUAGUACUGCCAAUGAACUUCUAAAGGAGAUUAGACAGCAUUCUUCUCCCUUUGGGGAUGCAUCACAGACUUUGGCUCAUUACUUUGCCAAUGGCCUUGAGGCACGCUUGGCUGGCAAUGGUACAGGUGCACAAGGAUUUUAUUACUCUAUGAGCUCCAAGAGGAUCACUGCUGCUGAGUUUUUGAAAGCUACCGAUGUUUAUCUAUCUGCCUGCCCUUUCAAGAAGUUUGCAUAUUUAUUUGCAAAUAACAUGAUUAUGAAAGCAGCUGAAAAGGCAGAAACCCUUCAUAUUAUUGAUUUUGGCAUCCUAUUAGGUUUUCGGUAUCCUGUAUUUAUUAAGUUUUUAUCAAAAAGAGAUGGUGGACCUCCAAAGCUGAAGAUCACGGGGAUAGAGUUUCCCCAACCUGGCUUUCGUCCUGCAGAAAGAAUUGAGCAGACUGGUCAACGUCUGGCUAACUAUUGCAAGCGUUUCAACGUUCCGUUUGAGUUCAAUGCCAUAGCAUCACGGAACUGGGAAAACAUUCAAGUACAAGACCUUAAAAUUGAGAGCAACGAGCUAGUUGCUGUGAACUGUCUGUUCAGGUUUAAGAAUUUACUGGAUGAGACUUUUGAGGCAAACAGUCCUAGAAAUGCAGUUCUCCACUUGAUCCGGAAGAUAAAUCCGGAUAUUUUUGUUCAGUCAGUCAUUAAUGGAUCUUAUAAUUCCCCUUUCUUUGUCACACGGUUCAGGGAGGCGCUUUUCCAUUUUUCUGCUUUGUAUGAUAUGUGUGACAAUGUCAUACCCCGUGAAAAUCCAAGUAGGAUGAUGAUUGAGAGAGAGAUUGUGGGUCGGGAGGCUAUAAAUGUUAUAGCAUGUGAAGGUUUCCAGAGGGCUGAGAGGCCCGAGACAUACAAACAAUGGCAGGUUAGGAAUACGAGGGCUGGUUUCAAGCAGCUCCCACUGGAUAAGAAAUUAAUGGCCAAAUUUAGGGCCAAUUUAAGGGAAUUGUACCACAAAGAUUUUGUAUUUGAUGAAAACAACAACUGGAUGCUUCAAGGUUGGAAGGGCCGCAUUUUGUAUGCUUCCACUUGUUGGGUACCGGCAUAAUGAGGUGCUAUUGGACCCUUGGACAUGUUUCAGAACUCAUACUAGACUGAAGGUUCUGGUAUCCCAGGUCUGGCCUAGCUGCUUUACCUUCAGGUGCUGUGAUGGACAUUCUUCCAAGCUUUGCCCCAAAUUACUGCGUAAACUUAUGGCAGAAUUUCUCUGGUAGAAUGGAGACUUGUGAUUGUAAUUCUAAUUCUAUAAUGGUAUGGAGGGAAUAUUGGAGUAGGUAGGCCCUUUUAUCAUGGUUGCCUGAAUAUUGGGAAUCAAAAUGUUCUGAGAUAUUUUCUCUCACACCAUCAUGUGCCAGGCUCUUCAUAUAUAAUAGCUUGGUAAAAUGUUUUUGCUGGGUACCUUGUCUCUUGAAAGCUAUUUAUGGAUUGAGUACUGGCCUUUGAUACUGCUACCGUAGAUGCUUUCUUAUUGAAGUACCAGUGAGAAAGGGAAAGAGAUAUGGCUUAUUCACAUAAUCACUUUGCCCGGACCAGAAAGCUUUGCCCUGUGAAGUUUUCUUGCUUGCCAAUUAGUCUGUUGGCUGUUGCUCAUAUUGUGAAAUAUGCAUGACAUAAAUUGCUUCAAUAGAGCUGGCAAUAUCUUUUUUGGGCUUCGAGAUGAAGUAAGUCUCUGUUUCUUGUGUCACUUUGUGAUUCACUUAGAAGUACUAAAAUUUUGGUAUCUCUUGUGUGAGAAUGUUAAGAGAUAUUGUAAUUAUCACAAGCAUGUUAUUCGAGUUUGUCCUAUUUAUUUUUUUCUUAGUAAUGGAUGAGUUUUCAUGUUCAAAUUUGAUGUCAACAUUG
Molecule: messenger RNA, 2867 nt
Organism: Gastrolobium bilobum
Lineage: Eukaryota; Viridiplantae; Streptophyta; Magnoliopsida; Fabales; Fabaceae
Product: scarecrow-like protein 14
Exons: 2
Coding region: 103-2073 (656 amino acids)
Biological process (GO): regulation of DNA-templated transcription
Cellular component (GO): nucleus
Molecular function (GO): sequence-specific DNA binding; DNA-binding transcription factor activity
Source: RefSeq, a predicted model, not a curated record